Molecule: messenger RNA, 2272 nt
Organism: Kogia breviceps (pygmy sperm whale)
Lineage: Eukaryota; Metazoa; Chordata; Mammalia; Artiodactyla; Physeteridae
Source: RefSeq, a predicted model, not a curated record
AUGGGGGCCCUCAGAAGGAUGCUCUUUCACGUUGGAGAAGAGCCCUGGGCUGCCUCUGUGAGGCAGGCUGGGGGCCAGCGGGGUGUUGGUCCAAAGAAAGGAGGUGCCCUGGCCAACGGGAGAAACCGGGCGACUAUCGGGGUCACAAGCAAAUGGCUCUUCUCAAAGAAAGUUUCAGGGAAGACUGAACUAGGCCGCGCUCAUUGGAGGGAGCGGUCUGGGGGCGGGGUAGGGGCGGGGCGGGCCCGGGUCCUGACAGAGCGCGCCGGCGGCGGAGCCGAGCGGAGCGGGCGCCCGACCCGGGUUGCGGCCGGCGCGGGCGGCGCGGCCGGCGCGGGCGUCGCAGGAGGCGGAGGGCCGGGCGCCGCGGGGCCUGAGGGGGCCCGUGUCGGCGUGGGGGGCGGCCGCUCCCGGGCAGUGCCGGCUCCCACGGGGCGGCCGCUCCGGGACGGCGUCUGUCAGCGCUCCUCGUCCUCCUCGGCGGGGCCGCACACCCGGCGCCGCGGCCCGUCAGCUGUCAGGGGGCGGCGGGCUGCGCGGGACACAAAGAACGCGCGGGCGGCCGGUGCGGGACGACUGCGCCUCCCAGCCGCGCCCGCCCGCCAACCGGUCCCUACCCGACGGCUCCGCCGCCCCGCGCCCGCCCGGGAGCUCGUCGUCCGCGGCCGCGGGGCCGGGAAAAGUUUGCGGCGCGUCCGCUGGGGGCCCGACCAGCGGGGACUCCGGGGCGCGUCGUCGGCGGGACCGCGGGGCUGCAGCUGCGCGACUAUCGCGCCCUCCCGAUUCCGAACCGGGCUCGGUUCGCGGUUCUUCCUGGGCCUCAGCGCGCGGGGCCAGAUCACGAAGCGCCGGGCGGGGACCUUGAGGUGCGUCCGGAGCCACCCUUCAGCCCCCCGAGAAGGAACUUGUCAGCCGCAUGUUUUCAGACAUGCAUAUGUGAAGGUCGCUCUCAGUGAAAAAUCCAUUACCCAUCACUUCUAUUUAAAGCGCCUUACGACUUGGCCAGCUUUGGCGGCACCACUAGAAGUUGUAGGGCCAAGCUGGGUACAGAGCCAGGCUCAAGAUGAAGUGGCAGGUGCCCCAGCAGCCCCUUCAUGCCCUCCGGACUCAGUUUAGGGGGAAGCCAGGGCUUCGGUUAUACAUGGGAGAGAGUAAACAGGACAGCUGCUUUGUGUUGUUUUCGUGUAUUGCUUCUUCUUUCUGCUGAAAACUUCCUUGUGGGGUCCCAGGGGGAGCGAAUUCUAGUUUUUGACAUAGAAGGAAAAGAAAUUGUCACUUACAACCAAAGUAAAUCUUAAAUUAAUGUAAAUCUUCCUUACAGGAACAGUAACACACAAUGCAAGUACAUCUUGAUCUAAUUUUAAUGAAGGAUUGAAAAUAGCUGCUGUGUUCAGUAUCACUGACGCCAAAACGGCUCACUUACAUAAUCUUCUUUGUUAGAAUGUGUUAGUGGCAUGUAUAAUUUUGAUAAAUGAUUAAUGUUAAAGGUUUGGUCUGGCAAUGGUAUUGAAAUAACGUCUUGACCGGUUGUGUUGCAAUACAGUGCAGUGUGAACUUUCGGUUAUCUUGAUAACCUGUAUUUUUUCCAUACAAAGUGAAAUCAAACAUUUUCCCUAACCAGAAUUCUUUCCACUAUGAAAUGUAGACUUAUCAGUACUGAAUACAGGAGAAAUUAUUUUGUUCUCUCAGUGAUAAAUUCCUCCAGUUUUCUUACCAUUCAAGCAGUGCCUUCUAGAGGCCAGGUGCUCUGCUGGACAUUUUUUCUGUUCAUGGAGUUUAUAAUAACAAAAGUUGAUUUUUAAAAAAUGUGAAUGCAUAAAUGCCGAUACUCAACAAAUAUUUGCUGAAUAAAAUGCCAGGCACUCAGAUAAAAACAAUUAGAAAUUCUUCUUGCCCAUCCUUAAAGAAAAGUAUUAUCGUGCUUUAGGGGAAAGAAAGAAGGUAUCAAAGAAAGAUCUGGCAGAAAGACUGAGCUUAAUUCCAGUAUGUAGCCGGAAAGUGUAGAGCUUAAAACAAGGAUACAGAUUUGGAAAGAGACAAAGAACAUCGAUAGGGUUUCUAGGAGAAAGAUAGCAAUAUUGAUGUAACAUAAUACAUUUUAUGACGUAGCUGUCUUUGAAGAACACAAACCUGUGAAAAAGUGUGUUUCUUAAAUAAUCAGUAGCUGUUUGCCUUGUGACUGAAUGUCUAAAUGCCCUAAUCUUGUCCUUAAUAUUUCACUUGAGUGCUGUCUGCUUUUUAAACUCAUUUUUUAAAUAGCAUGAAGUAAACC